Messenger RNA from Vigna radiata var. radiata (mung bean), 681 nucleotides. RefSeq lists its product as uncharacterized. Bases 1 to 681 code for a protein of 226 amino acids. The transcript has 3 exons. NCBI's taxonomy places the organism in Eukaryota, Viridiplantae, Streptophyta, Magnoliopsida, Fabales, Fabaceae. The record is from RefSeq and is a predicted model, not a curated record.
AUGAUAACAAUUUCAAGAAGUUCAGAGCAGCCUCAAUUCAUGCCAAUACAAAGGAGUGUAAAUUCUGAAGAGAUUUUUCAGAAAGUCGUGAAGAGUAGUGUGUUCUAUGUUGAUCAAAGGGAGGAAAGGGAGGCAUGUGAAAUGAUUACCAAAAGUAGGAAAGUAUUAGAGGAGAGAAGAGUAGAAAAAGAGAGUGUUGAAAAAAAUAGUGAGCAAGAAGAAGAUGGGGAGAGAGAAAAAAAUAUGAUGAAUAAAAAAAAUGAGGGUGAUAAUAGAGAAGAGGGAGUUGAAAAAUUGAGAGAAAAGGAGUAUGUUAAAUCGUUGCCUUAUCCAAAGACAUACUCAAGAAGAGAGAAGGAAAAACAGUUUGAGCGCUUCAUGGAGAUUUUUAGGAAGUUGGAAAUAACCAUACCAUUUUCUGAGGCACUUCAGCAAAUGCCCUCAUAUGCCAAAUUUCUAAAGGAACUUCUCUUGAAAAAGAGGAAAAAGAUUAGAGGAUUAGAAUUGAAGCCAACAAGGAUGACUCUUCAAUUAGCAGAUAGAUCUCUGAAAUACCCAUAUGGAGUGGCUGAAGAUAUGGAGGAGAAUGGAGAUGCACCUUUGAUUCUUGGUAAACCUUUCAUGAAGACAACCAAGAUUUUAAUUGAUGUAUUGAAUGGUAAGCUGAAGGUCAAAGAAUAG